Messenger RNA from Osmerus eperlanus (European smelt), 4941 nucleotides. Its product is annotated as polycomb protein suz12-B-like. Gene Ontology annotation, cellular component: RSC-type complex; nucleus; ESC/E(Z) complex. The record is from RefSeq and is a predicted model, not a curated record. The coding region runs from base 226 to 2520 and encodes 764 amino acids. Gene Ontology annotation, molecular function: chromatin DNA binding. NCBI's taxonomy places the organism in Eukaryota, Metazoa, Chordata, Actinopteri, Osmeriformes, Osmeridae. The transcript has 16 exons.
AAAACUUGGCGUUUUCUUGUCAAAACAUCCACAUUUAGUCAGCUGAUAAAGCCAUCAAAACUGACAACUACUGUGUUUAUAGCUAGCUGCAACAUUUCACACGAACAGAGAUACAGUUAGGUUAGCUGGCGAACGUUAGUUUAUCGAGUCCUUUGUUUUGACAAAGAACUAGCGUUUUCUCCCUUGACAUAUUGGAAACGCGCGUGACACUUUGUUUUUUGUGAAAUGGCUCCCCAGAAGCAUGGGUCUUCUGGAGGAGGUCACAUUGGUUCGGGCCAAAGUUAUGGCACCAAUACCGGAAAAGCCAAUGGCAGUGUGUACCACUCCUCUGCUGUGGUGAUGGCCGCAGCCAAGAAGCCCAAGAUGGAACACGUUCAAGCCGACCAUGAGCUCUUCUUGCAGGCCUUCGAAAAGCCAACUCAAAUCUACAGGUUUCUUAGAACCAGGAACUUGAUAGCACCCAUAUUCUUGCACAGAACUCUCACUUACAUGUCCCAUAGACACUCAAGAACAAAUGCCAAGAGGAAUUGCUCCAAAGUGGAUGACCUGCUGUUCAAAGUGGAGAAGAUGAGGGGCGAGCAGGAGACGCACAGCUUGGCCUCUCACCUGCAACUCACCUUCACCGGCUUCUUCCACGAACUUGAAAAGCCAUCGCAGGACUCUGAGAAUGAGCAGAACUCUGUGUCUUUAGAGGUGCUACUGGUUAAAGUCUGCCACAAGAAGAGAAAGGAUGUGAGCUGCCCAGUGAAGCAGGUCCCCACGGGGCAGAAGCAGGUCCCACUAAACCCGGACCCCAGCAAGCCGGCCAGCUGCCCCUCUCUGAUGGUCUCAAGCAGCGAGUUUGAGGCCAGCAACAGCCACAUGAUCAAGUCUUAUUCCCUGCUGUUCAGGGUGUCGCGGCCGGGCUCCACCCACCGCGGCCAGCUCAACGGACUGGGCCGUGCCGAGGGCACUAACGAAAACAUAGACUUUACAGAGGAGCUGCCAAACAGGAAGAAAAGAAUGUCUUCUCUCAGGGACGAGGGAGAGAUGACAUUUGUGGCUCAGAUGACUGUGUUUGAUAAGAACAGGUGUGAUGCUGAAUUCCACACACGUCCCAGACGGCGUCUGCAGCUGCUGGAUGGGGAGUAUGAGGUGUCUAUGCAGGAGAUGGAAGUGUGUCCUGUUAACAAGAAGAGGGCUACCUGGGAGACCAUCCUUGAUGGAAAGUGCCUGCCUCCGUUCGAGACCUUUUCCCAAGGUCCCACGCUGCAGUUCACGCUGCGCUGGACUGGCGAGGCAAGAGGCCGCUCCACGGCGCCCGUGGCCAAGCCCCUCGCUACACGCAACUCAGACUGUGCCAGCGCUGCCGCCAGUGAGCCCAGACCGGGAACUGUCAGACCGUCCCACAUGCUAGUACUGAAGGAGCCUCUGAGUAGCGACGUACAGACCAGGAGAGAGAACAUCUCAAUGGAGACUCAGCAGAAGCUGCGCAUAUUCUACCAGUUCCUGUACAAUAACAACACGAGGCAGCAGACUGAGGCCAGGGAUGACCUCCACUGUCCCUGGUGCACCCUAAACUGCAGGAAGCUCUACAGCCUGCUGAAGCACCUCAAACUCUCGCACAGCCGCUUCAUCUUCAACUAUGUGCCCCAUCCAAAGGGCGCCCGGGUAGACGUGUCCAUCAACGAGUGCUACGACGGUUCGUACGUGGGCAACCCCCAGGACGUCCACAGCCAGCCUGGCUUCGCCUUCAGCAGAAAUGGGCCCGUCAAGAGGACCGCCGUCACACAUGUCUUCGUCUGCAGGCCCAGGCGGGUGCGCCCCAGCCUGAUCGAGUUCCUGGAGCCCGAGGACGGCGAGGCAGAGCAGCAGAGGACCUACGUGAGCGGACACAACCGUCUGUACUUCCGCAGCGACAGCUGCGUGCCCCGCUGGCCCCAGGAGAUGGAGGUGGACAGCGAGGACGAACGGGACCCCGCCUGGCUGCGGGAGAAGACGGCCACGCAAAUUGAGGAGUUUACAGACGUGAACGAGGGGGAGAAGGAGAUCAUGAAGCUGUGGAACCUACACAUCAUGAAGCAUGGUUAUAUAGCGGACAACCAGAUGAAGCAAGCGUGCCUGCAGUUUGUGGAAUGCUACGGCCCCUACCUGACCCAUAGGAGCCUGUGCGGUAACUUUCUGCUCCACCUGGUGAGCAUGCACGACUUCAACCUGGUCAGCACAGCCACCAUCGACCAGGCCAUGGCCCGCCUGAGGCAGAUCCAGGCCCAGCAGGAGAGGGAUGGAGACGGGGAGGGCGACGGUUCAGCUGGGGAGGGGGCAGAGGAGGAAGAGAAGGAGGGCGGAGACAUAGAGGAAUGGGAGACAGCGGUCGAGGACAUCGAUUCGCAGCCUGAGUCGGCGGAGUACGCCAGCUGCAGUGACGACAAGGGCAGCAGCGGGUGCUUGGUGGCCGGCCGGAAUGGUGGUGGCGCAGAGGACAAUCCUGGAACUGUCACCGCUGACACAGAGUGGCAGAGCAAAAGGCUGACUCUUUGAGGCCCCCCCCAUAGGAGGAACUGUAGUGGUAGCUGAUUGGUUGGGGGAUGGAGGGAAGAGUGGACAAGUGGGGAGAGAGGAUAGUUCCAAAAAGCCGCACUGAGACAUAGUUGACAGGCCAGAACUUGGAAUGUUAAGUACACACACACUGGUUACAACAGGGUUAUGUCAGGAUAAAUAAAAAAUAUAUAUAUAUAUAUACAUAUACAUAUGGCCACAUAUCACAUCAUAAGUCCCCUAGUUUCUGCCCUUGGCUAAACUUUAGUUGUCCUUUAAUCAACAUCAUUCAGCACUUUCUCAGGUGCCUGUUUUGGAUUUGAUACUGCAGUUAAUUUAAUAUAGAGUUUGGAUGUAAAAGGCAUUUAUCAUGAUUGUUUUGUAAGGGGAGUCUUUGAGGGGUUCUUACAACUCGGAAGACUUGUUUAAAAGUAUUUCUGUCUAGUUUUGUUGGCCAUUUUGGCCCCCAAAAUGAUUUUGUACUGACAUCUAGCUCUUGGGAAGUGUUGUUCUCAUGAAGGUCAUUGGCUCUUUGAUGAGUUUGCAAGCCUCGUUCAGAGUAUCCAAACACUUUACUGGUCAGCCUGCUGUGCUCCUCCCACACCCCAAGGCUAGCCUAUCCGGCAGGUACAACUAGUCAGAAGAAGCGUCUCUCAUUUCAGUCAGUUGUCUGCAUAGAUACAUUAAAUAUGAUCGCAUAUCAGUUUAGGUGGAGCACCAAUUGUCAGAAACAGAGCUAGUGGAUCAGCAUCAGGUCAUUGGAUCCAAGUUCUGAUCUCCACCAUCAAAUGGUUGAAUGACUGACCUGAGGUCAACCGCUAGGGAGGACUGUCUUGGCCUACCAGUACAGCCUGUCUAUCUACACCCCCCACCCCCACUAACCCCAGUGAGGUGUAUACAGUCAUCCACCACUCACGGACUGGGACUGGGCCAUUAUCUGGGGGUCAGUGACAUAGGGGUCUGGGUUUUUCCUACUACAGAUCAAACUGGUACUAGAUCCAGACUCUCCAGCAAACACUGAAGGCAAGUCAAGAGGUCUCACCAGAAACCUGGUCAACAUUGCAUGAACUUAUGUUUUCUUAAAUUAAAUUUUUUUGAAUAACAUUUUCUUUUUGUAGUUUUUUUUGUCAUGUCAUUCCUUUGACCCCUGAUCUGAAAAUUUGAAUUUAAGGAUGGAUUGGAGUAGGGCUGCAACAACGAAUCGAUUAAAAUCGAUUAUUAAAAGCGUUGGCAACGAAUUUCAUUAUUGAUUCGUUGUGUCGCGCGAUUAUUACGCCAUUCAAUAUGUCGCGGAGAUGUUUGAGUAUUAAAAAAAAAAAGUUUAGUUGAGCGCGGAGCGGAGGUAGAGGAAAGGCCAUCGGAGAGACGUUGUUGAGUAACGUUGUUCUGAAACACAUGGCGGAGGCAGAGAAAUCAGUACGACCCAAGUCAUCCAAAGUGUGGGAGCAUUUCACACUAAAUUCAUCGAAACAGUGUGUUAAUUGACCGAGGUGAAGUUAGUUUCAUAUUCGACAUUCGUCUCACAUUCGGAAGACGCUACUUUGCAGCAUCGCGUUAGGGACCGGGUGAAAACAACCCAUACCAUUUUGAAAAAUGAGUAUGAGUAGACUUUUAUAAUAUUUUUUGGAAUAUAAAACCUCAGACCCCAGAGUAUCUUAACAAUGUCUGGUAUACUUCCACAGCCUUUACUUUUUCAAUUAGGUUUAAAAUAAAAUGAUAGAAAAUCACUAAUCUUUGAAAAUAGCUUAAUCCUCGCAAAUCGGAUUUUUUUUCAAAAUUGUGUCAAAAAAUCUUAAAUAUACACCAGAUUAUUCUAAUAAAGUCUGGCCUACUUCCACAACCUUUCAAUUUUCAUUAAAGUUUUCAAGUUCAUCUUGAAAAUAGCAUUAAAUCCACGCUAAUAUUAAUAACUUUUUCAAAAUUUUGUGCCUGUUUGUGCACAUUCUGAAGAUUUUUUGCACUCUGAAUUUGCACUGUCAGUUCAGUUUUUGAAUAAAGGGUUGGAAAUUAAUGCUUUUUUGUUUUUGUUUUUUGAUCCGAUUAAUCGGAAAAAGAAUCGACAGAUUAAUCGAUUAUUAAAAUAAUCGUUAGUUGCAGCCCUAGAUUGGAGUGUUCGUGAAGAUGAGCCACUUGUUAUAAUGUUAGUUUACAGAUCAAAGGGGAUGAAUUUUCUGCCGUUAUCUUUUUCUUUCUUGUUGGUGACAAAGAUCUGGUUUUGAAUACGAUGUACACCAGUAUUCAUUUGAUGUUUGUCUGAUGCUGUCAAAAUGUAUCAGGUUUAGUUCCUGUGAACACCAAGACAUUUCCUGCUUUAACUGACUCCAGGCGAGAACAUAAUUUGCUUUUGUCUCUGUGGGAUUAAGAAGGGUUUUCAGAGCCAAGUUUAGUUUGUCUGACCAUUUUAUUAAUAAUAAAAAAUGAGCC